AUGAGGGCCCAGAAAAGUCUCAGCUGUGUUGCGUUAUACGCCAGCUUGGCGGCCACGCAGUCCAUCUAUGCCGACAACCAGGUUCCUGUGGUCCGGGAUGAGGACCAUGUGGCAGUGAAUUUCCCGGAAGUGGCCGGCGUUGAGCUCUACUCGCCCUCGUUCGCGAACCCAGAAACGGUGCCGAGCGGCUUCGCCAAUGGCACUAGCGGACCCACGAGCGAGGGAACACUUGACUCCUUCCUCCACUCCCUCGCCGCAAAGCACGACUGGGUCAGCUACCACAACACCGCUCUCCACUCCGAAGAAGGCCGCUCAAUCCCCUACGUCUACCUCUCGUCCAGCCAGACCCCCAGCACCAACACGACGAGCAACAAAGUCCGCAUCUGGCUGCAAGGCGGUGUGCACGGCAAUGAGCCGGCCGGCGACCAAUCGCUGCUCGCCCUCCUCGGCUCCCUCUCCAACAACGCCACCUUCGCCUCCUCCGUCCUCGCCCACGCCGACAUCCUCGUCCUCCCGCGCUACAACCCGGACGGCGUGGCGUACUUCCAGCGCUACCUGGCCAUGGGCUUCGACCCGAACCGCGACCACACCAAGCUGGCGCGGCAGCAGACGCGCGACAUCAAGCAGCUGAUGGUGUCGUUCGCGCCGCACGUGGGCGUCGACUGCCACGAGUACACGGCGACGCGGGGCUACGGCGCGCGCGGCCAGUGGCGGCUGGCGCAGGACGGCCAGUUCUCGGCCAUGAAGAACCUCAACAUCGCGGCGCCGAUCAGGCAGCUGGCCGAGGGCGUCUUCGCGCCGGCCAUCGCGGCGGCGAUGGAAGGGAGGGGCCUGCGCUGGGCGCCGUACGUCACGGUGGGCGACAGGGAGACGGACGAGCUGGUGCUGGAGGAGACGACGGCGGAUGCGAAGAUUGGGGAUACGAGCGUCGCGCUGACGCAGGCGGUUAUGUUUUUGUUUGAGACGAGGGGGAUCGGCAUUGCGGAUCAGCAUUGGCAGAGGCGUGUGGCGACGGGGCUGACCAUGUUGGAGACGGUGCUGAGGACGGUGGCGGAGAGGGCGGAUGAGGUGUUGGAGACGGUGGAGAGUGCGAGGGAAGAGUUUAUUUAUGGGGGUGGAGAUAUCGUGGUUACGGAUGCUGCGAAGGAGACGACGGUUGAUUGGCAGUUUGUUGACGUGGAGACAGGAGCGGUCGUCGAUGUCCCGGUGACGUUCAUGAACACGACACCCUUGGAAGCGAACAUCACGCGGGCGAGACCGGAAGCCUAUGUCUUUUCGCGCGCGUGGGCGGAUGUUGCGGAGAGGCUACGUGUCGCCGGAGUCGAGGUGCAGGAGCUGCGGAGCUCGUUCAAGGGAGAGGUCGAGGCGCUGAAUGUCACCAGUGCGGUGCUGGCAACAUCCAAGUAUGAGGGCAUAGCGAGGACGACUGUAACCACGGAGCCGAUACGGAAAGAGGUGAGCUUUCCACCUGGGGCCUUCUGGAUCGACACGAAGCAGAAGAACAUUGCUCACGCCUUCGUCACGCUGGAACCCGAGGGUAUUGAUUCAUACGCCACAUUCAAUAUUCUUCCAGUAGAUGAAGGCUAUGAGUAUCCGGUAUAUAGGGUGAUGGGUUAG
This is a messenger RNA of Lasiodiplodia theobromae, 1617 nucleotides long. Its product is annotated as Carboxypeptidase 2. The record is from RefSeq and is a predicted model, not a curated record. Gene Ontology annotation, molecular function: zinc ion binding; metallocarboxypeptidase activity. Gene Ontology annotation, biological process: proteolysis. NCBI's taxonomy places the organism in Eukaryota, Fungi, Ascomycota, Dothideomycetes, Botryosphaeriales, Botryosphaeriaceae. The transcript is spliced from 2 exons. The coding region runs from base 1 to 1617 and encodes 538 amino acids.